GGGCCCUGGUUACGCCUCCUCUGGCUCAGUCACACAGCUGACUGGUAGGUGACUGGAGGUGUUCCCUGAUGUGGCCCCAACCCUGCCUCCCUCCCCACCCCGCGAUGUUAGAAGAAACUCGAGAGAGCAAAUUGGCAGCAGCCAAGAAAAAGCUAAAAGAAUAUCAGCAGAGGAACAGCCCUGGUGUUCCGGCAGGAGUGAAGACAAAAAAGAAAAAUACUGGCAGUAGCCCUGAGACAACCACUUCUGGUGGUUGCCACUCACCUGGGGAUAGCCGGUACCAAGAACUGGAAGUAGCCCUGGACUCAAGCUCCGUAACAAUCAAUCAACUAAAUGAAAACAUAGAAUCAUUGAAACAACAGAAGAAACAAGUGGAACAUCAGCUGGAAGAAGAAAAGAAAGCAAACAAUGACAUACACAAAGCACAGACGGAGCAGUUAGAGACAAUCAACAUCCUCACAUUGGAAAAGGCAGACUUGAAGACCACCCUUUACCAUACUAAACGUGCCGCCAGACACUUCGAAGAAGAGUCCAAGGAUCUGGCCGGCCGCCUGCAAUGCUCCUUACAGCGUAUUCAAGAAUUGGAGCGGGCUCUCUCUGCUGUGUGUACACAGCAGCGGGAAGAGGACAGGUCCUCGAGCCGCAGUGAAGCAGUCCUCCAGCGGCAGUUACGGCAGACCUUAAAGGAGCGGGCGCUGCUGAACGCACACGUGACACAAGUGACAGAGUCACUUAAACAAGUCCAGCUGGAGAGAGACGAAUAUGCUCAACAUAUAAAAGGAGAGAGGGCCCGGUGGCAGGAGAGGAUGCGGAAAAUGUCGGUGGAGGCUCGCAUGUUGAAGGAGGAAAAGAAGCGUGACAUACAUCGGAUACAGGAGCUGGAGAGGAGCUUGUCGGAACUCAAACCCCAGAUAGCUGAGCCCCCAUCCCCAGCACCCCCAGCAGGGCCCUCUGAGGUGGAGCAGCUACAAGAUGAGGCCAAACACCUGAGGAAGGAGGUGGAGAGUUUGGUGGGAAAACUCCAAUCCCAGGUGGAAAACAACCAGGCCUUGAGUCUCCUGAGCAAGGAGCAAAAGGAGAGGCUUCAGGAGCAGGAGGAGAGGCUCCGGGAGCAGGAGGAGAGGAGGCUUCGGGAGCAGGAGGGGCUGUGUGAGCAAAAGGAGAGGCUUCAGGAGCAGGGUGAGAGGCUGCGAAAGCAGGAAGAGAGGCUGCGAAAGCAGGAAGAGAGACUGCGAAUGGAAGAGGAGAGGCUGCAAAAGCAGGAGAAGAGGCUGUGGGAUCAGGAGGAGAGGCUGUGGGAGAAGGAGGAGAGGCUACGAAUGCAGGAGGAGAGGCUUCGAAAGCAGGAGAGGCUCGCACUCUCCCAGAACCAAAAGCUCGACAAGCGGCUGGCCAAGCCACAGUGCAGCUUCAAAGAUCUGAACAAUGAGAACAAGAGCGCACUGCAGUUGGAGCAGCAAGUAAAGGAGCUGCAGGAGAAGCUGAGUGAGGAGCACGUAGAAGCAGCCAGCCAGCAGAAUCAACACCUAGAGGCCCAGUUGAGCCUCAUGGCUCUCCCUGGAGAAGGAGAUGAAGGAGGUCAUCUGGAUGGUGAGGAGGAGGAAGUGCCUCAGCUCAUGCCAAGCUUCCCAAAGGACCAGGAGAGCCAGGAGGCCAUGAGCAGCUUUAUGGACCUCCCAAAGGAGAAGGUGGACAGGAAGGAGCAGGUGGAAAAACUAGAGCUUGGAUUCAUCCAGCUCUCUGGAGCAAGAGAGGGCAUGAGAGAGUACAUCACCAUAUAUGAGAGCCAUGGGGCAGUACCAAACACACGGCACCAGGAGGACAUCAUCAGGCUGGCCCAGAAGGAGGAGGAGAUGAAGGUGAAGCUGUUGGAACUGCAGGAGCUGGUGUUGCCACUCGUGGGCGACCACGAGGGGCAUGACAAAUUCCUCCCCACUACACAGAACCUUGGUGAUGAGCCAGCUCCAGGGGCCCCAGCCCCCCAAGAGCUUGGGGCUGUUGAGGAGCAGGGUGAUCUUUGUGAGGUGAGCCUGGCUGACAGCGUGGAGCCUGCACCCAACCCCACUGCACAGAAGAUCGUGCAGCUGCUUCCUGUAAUGCAGGACACCCAGGAGCACUCAGGCUUGGCCAGCAAACCCUGCGUCCCAUUCUUUUACCGGGCAGCAGAGAACAGGGAGAUAAACAUCAUCAUCAUCUGAGAGCUGGUCAAGAAAUUUAAAAUCAACAACAACGAAAUGUGGUUAAUCUCCUACACAAUUCAUUUACUUCAUUUGAAUGUUAGAGCCCCUCAUGUUUAUUUGUGUUUCUAAUUUAGAGUUUAAAUUUAUUUAUAAAAAGUUAAGGGAGAGGGCUCUUUCCCUGAUGUUCACUCUGGCAUCCUUUAGCAUUUUUGUUUUUUAUCUGAUAAUUGUAGGUUAUUAGCAUGCGUAUUGAGUUUGCCCUUAUGUGGUGGGAGUUCAAACACACAAAGACCCACUAUUUGCACAAAACUAUUCUUGCUGGUUUGGAAUAGGCUGCCAUGCUUUUUAAAUGUUAUUGCAGCAUGUAUAUUCUUUACAGAAUUCAGAUAAAA
This is a messenger RNA of Macaca mulatta (Rhesus monkey), 2572 nucleotides long. Its product is annotated as golgin subfamily A member 6C. Gene Ontology annotation, cellular component: cis-Golgi network; Golgi cis cisterna; Golgi cisterna membrane. Gene Ontology annotation, molecular function: protein binding. NCBI's taxonomy places the organism in Eukaryota, Metazoa, Chordata, Mammalia, Primates, Cercopithecidae. The record is from RefSeq and is a predicted model, not a curated record. Gene Ontology annotation, biological process: Golgi organization.